AAAUUCUAUGUAAGGUAGUGAAAGAAUUGAGAAACAUUUAGCAAAAAAUGAGCAGAUAAAUCAAACAUUUCCGAUAAUCUCUUAAGUAACUGGACCAUGUAAUGCGUAUAUUUCUCAAAGCCAUUCCCUAAAGAAGAGGAAUUAAAGGGCACAAUGGUGGCUGCUGGUAAAAUUAGCCAUCUUCAACACUCUAUAUAUCAUACAAGUAAAUAAUUUCCCUUCGGGUUUUGUCUAAUAAAUAAGAAGACACCCUUUACGGAGAAAAAGAUGAAAAUAAGGGAAAAACAACCCUAUAGACAGUUUUAUAAUCACUAUGAACCCAGGAUAAAUGCAUGUAUCUCAGCCCAACUAGAGACUGUAUAUAAAAUGCCAGAAAGCCCUUUCCAAGUAGAAGAACUACCUUCAACUAGUUGUUUCUGCUUCUCCACCAAACCAGAAAACAAUGGGACAAAGGAAACACCAAAUUGGUCUCCCAAUCUUCUCAGGCUUGGACUUGAACACAUCACAAUGCCUACAUCUGCCUCAAGCAAGCAGAGUAAAUCACCAAUUGAAGCUCCAACAUAAAUUGCUAAGUUCUGGCCAUCAUUGUUGCGUUUCCUUAAAAUGUUACGAAAGGCUUGAAGCUUUUCCAUGGGAGACUCCACUUUCUUAACUAUCUCACCAGUGGAUAUGGACUCCUCGUAAGAUAACUCAUUGGAGUAUAUGUUCAGUGCAUUUAGAUCUCCUGCUCAUCGUAAAGGAGUUAAAAGAGAAUUAGAGGGGGAAUAAGAAGAGACAGGAACUUGAAUGCACAGGAUCUACAAUGCAGCUUUCCUCCUAAAAAAAAAUGAUCUAUGAUGCAGCUCAGAAUUCAAAAUACAUUGACUUCAAGCAU
Messenger RNA from Rubroshorea leprosula, 874 nucleotides. NCBI's taxonomy places the organism in Eukaryota, Viridiplantae, Streptophyta, Magnoliopsida, Malvales, Dipterocarpaceae. The record is from the annotation of a GenBank genome assembly.